CUUGUUCGGAUACAGUCUUGUUUCUUGUUGUCAAAGACUUGGUUAUUCAGUCAUGAUUGUCUGUCUAAUUCUUGCCCUACUGGGGCCAUCUCUUAUAGAAGCGUGUGGAAACAAACCAUACGGGGAAACUAGAGUGGUAAACGGCGAAAAUGCUUCACCACAUUCCUGGCCUUGGCAGAUCUCGCUUCGUGUGAAUGGCCGCCAUAUUUGCGGUGGAUCAUUGAUCAAAUCUGACUGGGUUGUCACCGCUGCUCACUGCGUGGAAAGAAAUCCCCGACCAAGUGGAUACACCGUUGUUGUCGGUGCCCACAGCAGAACAGGAUCGACCGCAGUACAACAGACGUUCCGCCUUCGACAGCUUUUCAAACACGAAUCUUUCAACAUGCGAAGCUUGCGAAACGACAUCGCGUUGCUUCAGCUCGACAGGUCUGUUCAAACCAGCCAAAAAGUAAACACGGUCUGCUUGCCAAGCGCUGGGGCUCAAGCAAGCCCAGGUUCGCGUUGCUACAUCACAGGUUGGGGAAGAACUGUUGGUGGUGGUAGCGCUGCUAAUCUUCUUCAACAAGCUAUGUUGCCAGUUGCUUCACACAGCCAGUGUAGUCGUGUCAAUGGCCGACUUGUUCCUGUCGAUGAGCGCUCCAUGAUCUGCGCAGGUGGUCAAGGAAGGGGUGGCUGCCAAGGGGACAGCGGUGGACCGUUCGUGUGCAAUGAGGGUGGUCGAUGGGUACUCAGGGGUGCCGUAAGCUGGGGUCAUCAACAUUGCCGUACAGAUCACUAUACUGUGUUUGCUCGUGUCAGCAACUUCAUCAGCUGGAUGAACCGGAAGAUGUCAGGUGGAAGCGGCGGAGGCGGAGGUGGAGGAAGCUCCUGUGUAGACAGGGACUACCGUUGCAGGGGUUGGAGGUUUUACUGCCGAACCAACAAUUACGUAAAACAAAAUUGUAGGAAGACAUGUGGAAUGUGCUUUGGUUAGAAGUUCCUUGUUCCAGCACAAGUGAACUCUCAUACCGAUAUGCCGGAGAAAAUUGUUUAAAAGUAAAGAAAUAAAACUAUAAUUAAAAGUUUAAA
Molecule: messenger RNA, 1068 nt
Organism: Dendronephthya gigantea
Lineage: Eukaryota; Metazoa; Cnidaria; Anthozoa; Malacalcyonacea; Nephtheidae
Product: chymotrypsinogen A-like
Exons: 6
Coding region: 53-973 (306 amino acids)
Biological process (GO): proteolysis
Molecular function (GO): serine-type endopeptidase activity
Source: RefSeq, a predicted model, not a curated record